AACUAACCAAGUCAGUCUAAUGCGAUGACAUUGUCGAGUGCAUCUAACGUGUCAACCGGAUUUCCCACAAACCAAAUCCAUUUGAUUGCACGUCCUCGUGAGCGAAACCCGGUUUAAGACAGCGCAGAGGGUUUUCCCCUCCGUCCCGUCCCUCAAACGGCUCCCUCGUCAGGUCUCCCCGGGAUCCGCGUUUUGCAUCGCUCCUCUAUUUACAUCUCUCCCUCACAUUUUCCGCGCAGAGGGCGCAACCACCACGACUCUCCAUCACCCAACUAACACGGUUCGUCUUCUUUUUCGUCACUGGAUUUUCAAUAAUGUUGGCCAAACUGCACAACUGGAUGAUUUGAGGACAUUUCCACCGUGUCUCCUACCUGACGCACACACGUGCGUUGCGGGUAAACAACAAAAGGGCUCGAUCGUGUCUGCGCCGUUUGUUGUUGUUGUUUUUUCUAUCCCCUCUUCUUCUUGUUCAUUUUGUUUAUCGGAAAUAUUUUUUUCAACGUUUUCUGCUUGGAGCUUCGCGUUUAGUGCGCCUCGGGAUUUUUUUUAGUUUAGUUUUUUUUUUUUUUUUUUUUUUUUUUGCGCAAAGACGCAUCUGGAAAUGUCGGAAGUGCUUCCUUUCAACGAAGAGAAAAUGAGUCAUUAUGGAGAUGAGGGCGACGAGGGACACCUUUCCUUCACUUGUCGCCUUCAAGACACCAACAACUUCUUCAAUGGCUCGCAGAAUAAACGUCCGCCGAAGCUGGGACAAAUAGGCCGGAGCAAACGGGUUGUGAUCGAAGACGAGGCCGGCGACGACGCGCUAAAAAAUGGAACAGAGAAGACCCCGGCGGACGCUUAGAGGCCCUCCAGAAAGACACUCUUUGAUUUUUUUUUUUUUUUUUUAAUAUAUUUACCAGAUGUAAUCCAAAGACAUUGUAUAUAAGCACUUUGUUUCCCGGGGCAGCAAGCAGCACUUCCAAACACCCUCCUCUUCAAGAUGGCCGUCUGGGUGAGGCAGCAAGAGACUCUAAAAGAAGGGGUUUUGCCAUAAUUUCAAGAGCUGGAAAAACGAUAGCGAAAAAUCAGGGAGAGGAUGCAGAAAUGAAUUUUCAAUAAAAACAAAAGCACACGUUUCUGCUAGAAGUAUAUAAAUCAGGGGUGUCAAAUUGUUCUGUUGUCGCUCGUUCAUACUGUACAUACGAAAAGCACAUGCUUUUAUUUUGACGUCGGCAAAUUCGUUCCCUCACAGUCAAAACUGGGCUUGGACGUCAAGCGCCAUCGAUGGCGGCCGAUGAGUUGAGCUAAAAAUGCCUCAAAAUCAACAGGAAGUAACCAUUAAAGUGCCCUAAAAUCAACAGGAAAUGAUCCAGAAUUUACAGGAAGUGACCUGUAAGUAUCUUAAAAUGACGUGGAAGUGACUCGAAAUGAAGUCGUGGCCUGCCAUUGACGACGAUAGACAUCCAAUUUACCUUUACUGGAAGGAUUGGCUUUGACACCCCUGCUUCAAAUGAUAUGUAAACAGUGUUGCCAGAUUGGUUUUUGAUUGGUUUUAACAGUUGUGUGUCUAUAUGUUGGAAGUUCAGACACUUUGCUCUCAUUGUAUCUGGCAUUUUAGCGCCUCACAGUGCACGGAGCUGUGAACUGCGUGCCGUUUCCGAUAACAUUUUAAUUUUAAAUACUAAUUUGUGUCACCUUUUCCCCAUUUUUUUUUGUAGAUUUGCUUUUGACACCAAUCUGAAUAGUAUUAUUUUACCCAGAAUGCACUUUGAAUCGGCCGUAGAAAAUAUUGUCAAAGUUCGACAGUGAUUUCAAUGGACAAACAUGUAUUUGACGAUUGAUAAUGAAUACUCAUAUCAUGAUUGUUUAUUUAAAUGAACAUAACACAAUAAUAAUACCAGCUUACUUAUUAUGCUUUCUCCCAUAACGAGCCCUCUACCAUGUCUUCCGCUGAUGAUUUUUUAAACAUUUCUGGUAAUAAUAUCAAAAUGACAGAAGUGUACUGCUGCCACUCAAUACAAAACAAAACAAAAAAAAAAGUUCAGUAUCACAUUAUAAUGUAAAAACUUGAUAACCAUCAUGUAAAAACGUUCUAAUUAUAUAAAAAUGUAAUACUAUCAUGUAAGAACGUGGUCAUUAUCAUGUAAAAACGUGGAUUUUAUGUAAAAUCAUGCUUAUGAUCAUGUAAAUACAUGGUAACUAUAAUGUAAAAACCUGAUAACAAUCAUAUAAAAACAUGAUAGUUGUCAUGUCAUCACAUGAUAAUAAUCAUAUAAACAUGUGAAAACUAUCAUGUAAUACAUGAUAAUUAUCAUAUAAAAAUGUGAAAACUAUCAUGUAAUACAUGAUACUUAUCAUGUAAAAAUGUGAUAAUGAAUUUAAAACGUAAUAAUUAUGUAAAAAAAACAACCUAAUACUAUCAUGGAAGAACGUGUAAAAACGUGAUGACUAUCAUUUUAAAACGAGAUCAUUAUCAUGUAAAAACAUUAUAGUAAUAAAAAAUGUGAAAACGUUUAUGUAAUACAUGACAAUUAUGUAAAAAUGUGAUAAUGAUCUAAAAUGUUAUAACUAUGUAAAAACGUGAUAUCAUCAUGUAAUGUAAGAACAUGGUAAUUAUCAUGUAAAAACGUGGUAUGUAUCAUGUAAUAACGUGGUAAUUAUUAUGUAAAAACAUGAUUAUUAUCAAGUAAAGAUAUAACUGUAAAAACGUCAUAAUUAUGAUGUAAUAACGUUAUAAUAAUCAUAAUAAUGUGAAAAAUAUCAUGUAAUACAUGAUAAUUAUCAUGUAAGAAUGUGCUAUCACUUUUUCACAUGAUAGCUAUCACAUUUUCACAUAAUAGCUAUCAGGUUUUCACAUGAUAGUUAUCACGUUUUACAUGAUAGUUAUCAUGUUUUUACAAGAUAGUUAUCACAUUUUCACAUGCUAAUUUUCACAUUUUCAUAUGAUAAAUAUAACAUUUUUACAUGAUAUAUCACGUUUUUAAUGAUACAUUUUCCCAUAAUGCUAUCAUGUUUUCACAUGAUAGUUAUCAUGUUUUCACAUGAUAGUAUCACAUUUUCACAUAAUAGCUGUUACAUUUUAACAUGGAAGUUUUCACGUUUUUACAUGAUAAAUAUCUCGUUAUCACGUUAUCACUCAGAUAGUUGUCAUGUUCUUACAAGAUAGGUAUCAGGUUUUUACAUGAUUGUUGUCACGUUUCUACAUGAUAGUAUUCACAUUUUCACAUGAUAGCUCUCUUUUUCACGUGAUAGCUGUCACAUUUUUUUACAUGAUAGUUGUCACGAUUUUACAUGAAUGUUACCAUGCUUUCACAUGGUAGCUGUCAUGUUUUCACUUGACCUUCACGUUUUUACAUGAUAGUUUUUACAUUUUAAAUGAUAGUUAUCACAUUUUUACAUGUUAAUUAUCACGAUUUUACAUGAUAGUUAUCCCGUUUUUACAUGAUUGCUCUCAAGUCUUGACAUGUUAGCUAUUACGUUUUCACAUGAAAGUGAUCAAGUUUUUACAUGAUCGUUAUCAUGUUAUCACAUGAUAGUUACAUUUUUAAUGAUAGUUAUCAAGUUUUCACAUGAUAGCUAUCAUGUUUUUACAUGAUAAUUAUCACAUUUUUACAUGCUAGUUUUCAUGUUUUCACAUGAUAGUUAUCCAGUUUUCAUAUGAUAAUUAUCACACUUUUACAUGAUAUUGAUCACGUUUCACAUGAUAGCUGUCCCGUUUUUACAUGGUAGUUUUCACAUUUUUACAUGAAAGUUUUUUUGUUUUUUUUAACAGUUUAUGAUAGUUUUCACGUUUUUUCAUGAUAAUUUUCAUGUCAUGUUUUUUUGUGUGUGGCAGUAAUACGCUUCCAUACAAAAUAUAGAUUGCAUUGUAUAAGGGAAACGUCGAAUCUUGAACUGGAAACAGCCUUUCCCAUCUGGCAACCCUGUCUAUAUAAUUACUCUAUGUUUGUACAUAGGAAAUUGCACAAUUUUGCUAUUUAUUUGUCUUCAUUUGGGGGGGGGGGGACAUUGUGUUUUGCAGUGAAUUUACACCCGUUUGUUGUUUUUGUAUGUGGAACUUAAUUCUCGAUGUUGCCUGUUUUUGUUUGUAAUUUGUUUUUUUUAAAUCUAUUUUGCAGCUGAUGUUAUUUACUGUAUUAUUGAUGAGCUUUUGGGCUUGAUAUGACUGUACACACCCUAUUGAUCAAAUAUUUAUAUUGCAUUGUGCAUCAUUGUGUGUGUGCGUGUGUGUGCCAAACCUCAAGAGGUAUAUACACUAAGCUGCACUGGACCAAGCUGUUUAUUUUUUGUGCUUUUAAAUGGACUCCUGUUUGUUGUUGUUUUUUAGGGCUAACACUUACUACCAACUCAUGCAUGGCGAAUUUGAAAAUCAUGCAUGCCCAGCAGCAGAACUUCUGAAACUCAUGUGUAUUCUUGAAGCACCUCGUGAAACAGCUUUGAAUGACUUAACCUCAAGCAACAGUCUCCAUGCUGUACUGUAUCACUUACUUGUACAGUGGCCUCAUAUCUUGUAAUAAAGGUGAUAAUGAAAUAUUUACUGUUUUAAUGAACGGUGAGGUGGAUUUUUUUUUUUAAUGUUUACAAGUGUAGCAAAAACAGAAAAGUCUAGUUUUAUAUGAUGAGGCGACACAGACUUCAGAUGAGUUGCUUGUACUGUUGAUAUGAAGUUUUGUUUUCCACUGUGAAAAAGUAGCAUCACGUUCCUGUGAACGAUCUGAAGGCGUGGAGAGCGGGAUGAGAAUGAGUAAACAAUAAAGAGGAAUUAAAAACACUGUUUUAGGCUUUGUUUUUAAAUGUGGAUAUUGGGUUGCAAAUGGCAACUAGAAAAUUGUGAUUGUGAA
Molecule: messenger RNA, 4820 nt
Organism: Corythoichthys intestinalis (scribbled pipefish)
Lineage: Eukaryota; Metazoa; Chordata; Actinopteri; Syngnathiformes; Syngnathidae
Gene: camk2n1
Product: calcium/calmodulin dependent protein kinase II inhibitor 1
Exons: 2
Coding region: 602-841 (79 amino acids)
Biological process (GO): negative regulation of protein kinase activity
Molecular function (GO): protein kinase binding; calcium-dependent protein kinase inhibitor activity
Source: RefSeq, a predicted model, not a curated record